Chaetomium globosum CBS 148.51 is the source of this 4314-nucleotide messenger RNA. RefSeq lists its product as uncharacterized. Bases 1 to 4314 code for a protein of 1437 amino acids. The transcript is spliced from 3 exons. The record is from RefSeq and is a predicted model, not a curated record. Gene Ontology annotation, molecular function: catalytic activity. NCBI's taxonomy places the organism in Eukaryota, Fungi, Ascomycota, Sordariomycetes, Sordariales, Chaetomiaceae.
AUGUACGACGCGUCUCAGUCACAGACUGGAAACAUCUCGCUGGCCAACCUCCGCAAGGUGGUGGCCGAGGAAGUGAAGGCAGCCGUUAAUGGAGCCGGGACCCAGGACAAAGGAACCUGGGCCGCAGUGGCCGCUCACAGGGCUGUCCCCCCUCAGUCACAACCCAACACCCCGACAAAGAUAGUGCCGACCCGCAUAAAUAAGGAGAUCCUAGUUAGAGGCAGAGGAAUGCCAGCCGAUCUCGCGAAGCGCACGCCGCAAGAAACCAUCCAGGCGGUCAACCAAGUGUCAGUCAAGAAGGGAGCAGUCGCAGCCCGAAGGCUCCCCAGCGGCGACACAAUCGUCACAUUCCAGAGCGCAGGCGGCAUAGAGACUGGCAGCUUCGACGAAUCACCAAACUGGAUCAAGGGAGGCUUUUGGAGAGCAAGGCUGAAAGAAGAGCAAGAAGAACCUUUUGCAGUGCUGCUGAUAAGGCGUGUGGAAGAAAGAACCUCCAAGAGGGUCUACCGAGGAGGGAGGAAGGCGACCCGAAGCAACGGUUGCUGGUCGCUUCUAACCUCCCAGGAGGAAGCACGCAAGGCGUGUGACGAGGGAGUGAUCUGGAGGGCUCAGCUACUGGACUGCGAGCCUUACUGGGCUGCCCUCAGUCCAACGCAGUGCUACAAGUGCUGGAAGUGGGGGCACACGCAGCACUAUUGCAAGGCGACUCCAUUGUGCCCGCGUUGCGGGACCAAAGCCCAUGGAGAGGGCGGCAGGGAAGGCGAGGCCCAGUGCCCUACUCACAAAAACGAAAUUUCGCUACGGUGCCCGGCCUGCGGAGGAAGACAUCCGGCGUGGUCAGGAGAGUGCCCGGAGAAGUCGAAGGUCCUCGCGAAGGCCAAGGAGGCCUACCAAUUCCGACCACGGACAUACGAGACCGCAACCACGAUCUCUGCCAUCACGACUCACACGAGCGCCCCCACGUUUAGCUUCGGUGCUGAAGAGAGGGAGGACGACAGCUACCAGGUGGUAGGCAGGACGAGGCUGAGAGGAAGGUCGACGAAUGUGGCUGCAACCCAACGUCAGGCUCUCUUAGACCCCCAGCAGACCAGGAUCGACUUCGAGGCACCGAGGGUGCGAUUCGCAAGCCCGGUAGUCAGCGGUGUCGACACCACCGCCCCGCCGCCCCGAGCGCCCGAGCCGGCUACCGGACCAACGCCUACCGCCGCCGCCAACCCUGCGGUCACUGCCACUCCGGACCAACGAGACGCCGAGGGAGACACCACGAUGGACUCGAUCACCCAAACACUGGAAGUCUUGCUGGAAGAGGCCAAAUAUGACCUCUUGGCGGUGCAAGAACCGUGGAUCAACAAGGCGACAAAAUCCACAUACUGCCCCCGGAGCAGCAGAUACCACCUGGUACAUAAGCUCGAGGGGCGGGCGGCAAUAUAUGUAAGCAAAAGAUUUGAAAUCAGGCAGUGGGACUCCGAAGCCACGGAGAAUUGGUGCCGCGUGUGGUUCCCAGAGGCGGACCUCGGAGGGGAAAGCCGCGGAUUCGAGCUUUGGUCCGUAUACAACCCCCCCGCCGGCGAGAACGUACCGAGAGCCCUCCAAGGGCGGCCAAGACCAAGCCACCCGGUGGUUUUGGCAGGAGACUUCAACCUAAAGAACCCACUGUGGGACGGGUUCGGACGCUACGACAGGAAAUCCGAAGACCUAUUGCAGCUGGGUUCCCUGUGGGACCUCACCAUCAGGACUCCAAGGGGAGCGACAACGCGAGCUCCCCAGGGGCGACAGCGAGGCCGCCCGUCAACCAUCGACCACUUCUGGACUUCGGAAAACCCCCAAACAGUAUACUACGGGGAAGAGUGUCGUGGAAAGUCAGACCACUACCCACAAGUGCUCGAGGUCGGGGAAGGGCAUGGGCCGAGGCCAACCCAACCGGAUGGCUGGGCCUGGAAGAAGAUGGACAGGGAGAGGGUGAAGGCUGAAUCAGAGUUGCUAUGCAAGGUCAUGGGGCUCGCGGACCCGGGACCGGACGGACUACCGGCCAAAACCCGGACAGUCGAGGGUCUUGACAAAGCUUUCGAUAGCCUGGUCGAGUGGCUCACCUGGGUCGCGAAGGAAAGCACUCCACGGAAGAAGGCGAGCUGCGGCUACAGCUCCCCCUGGUGGACUGUGGAGGUGCAGCAGGCCGCCCGGGAGGCCAGAAGGGCCGAGAGGCUGGCGAAGGAGACCCGGGCAGAGUACUGCUGGGAGGAGCUUAGCGAAAGACUCAAGGACCUUGCUAGAACAACGCGCGAAGCGCGGACUAGGGCUUGGAGGAACAGCCUACAGGAAGCAAGCGAGGCAAAGAAGCCCGAUCAGAUGUGGAGCUUGGAAAGAUGGGCUAGGUUGCGGAGCUUUUUGCCGCCAGAACCACCGAGGCUGCCGGAAUUUAAGGACUCUUCCGGACAGGUAACGGCCGAAACGCACGACCAGAAGGCCAGCGCGCUGGCUGAGAGGUUCUUCCCGGACCCACCGGCCAACCUGACGGACGUGGAAGACCAAGCCUUUUUGGGCAGCUGGAACCCGGGCUUCGACGUCGUACAGGCAGUGACGCCGAUCGAGAUCACGGAGGCGAUGGGAAGAGCAAGCCCCUGGAAGGCGCCAGGCGAGGAUUUGCUCCCGAUGGGCCUUCUGAAGGCGUGCGGAGCACCGUUAGCUGAAGUGCUGGCCCUUCUGGCGACAAGGUGCCUGGAGCUAGGAUGGUUCCCGAGCCGUUUCAAGAGGGCGAAGACUGUAGUACUACCGAAACCAGGAAAGGCUCCGCCGGCGUAUCAGACCCCGGGGGGAUACAGGCCCAUUGCUCUGUUGCCAACCCUGGGGAAGGUAAUAGAGUCAGUGGUCGCCAGGAAGGUCACUCAAGCUGCAGAAGUCAACGGCCUCCUACCAGAUGAACAAAUGGGGAACAGGGCACACCGCUCUACAGAGCUGGCUGUCCGGCUAGUAGUAGCUCAGGUCCAGGAGGCGUGGAGACAGAAGGGUGCGGCAUCCCUAUUGCAACUGGACAUCUCAGGAGCCUUUGACACGGUCAACCAUACCCGACUGCUAGCAACUUUGCGAGAAAUGGGCUUCCCGAGGUGGCUGGUCCUCUGGACGAGGGAUUGGUUGACCGGUCGAGAGGCCACCCUUCUUUUCGACGGCAAGACGGCGGCGCCGACGGCAAUUCGGGCAGGGGUCCUCCAAGGCUCACCCCUUUCCCCUGUUCUCUUCAUCCUCUACAUUUCCUCAUUAUACAAGCAGCUAAAAGACGAGCAGCCUCACUUGGCUAUAACAGGGUUUGCGGAUGACACCAACCUUCUAGUAUUUGGUCGAAACCCCGAAGCCAAUGUCCGGCAACUAGAGGCGGCGUGGGAAACGUGUAUACGAUGGGCGGACAGUCGGGGGAUGAAGUUCGCCCCGGAAAAGAGCGAACUCAUCCAUUUCAACAAAGGGCGACGGCAGUGGACCGAACAGGUAAACCUUGCCAACCCAGGGGGAGGCACUAGCCCCGUUAAACCAGAAGAGUCUGCCAGGUUCCUGGGGGUCUGGUUGGACUGGAAACUCAACUGGAAGGCUCACCUGGUGGCGGUGGAGAAGAAGCUGAGGACCCAGAGCUAUGCCCUGUCGAGGAUCGUGGCAAAGACAUGGGGAAUGGGGCUAGCCAAAGCGCGAGAAGUGUACACAAAGUGCAUCCGGUCGGCGCUGGCCUAUGGCGCAUCAUCGUUUCACAUCCCCACGGAUGUGGGAGGCGAGCCGGUAAAGAAAGGCAUCACUAAGGCCCUCGGGAAGGCCCAGAACAAGAGCUUGCGGAUUGUGGCGGGAGCCUUUAAGUCUACCCCCAUCCGUAACCUCGAGACAGAGACAUGGGUACCACCAUUGGACUUGUACCUAAACAAACGGCUUGCAGAUUUCGAAACCCGACUCCAACGACCCGAUCUGGACGACGGUCGAGGCGGCAAGAAGACGGCGGCGAGCGUUGUCCUCACCGCCUGCCGCAAGAUACAGCAGAGACUUAGCUCGAGGAGGGGCAACAGGGGCCGACCGCGAACCUUGGGACCUCAAGGGCCUACGGCGGUGGAGAGAGCCGCGGGUACGGUCAUGCGCCGGACGGGGGGGACCGUUGAUACGAACAGGGUAGUAGAAGAGGCUUGGAAAGCGAGGUGGUUAAAGGAACGGGACGGCAGAGCGAUCACCAGGCCGGCGGACGACUUUGACCAUCAGCAGGAGACGCUAUUCCGGAACGGAACCCUUAGGAGGCACGACGGUCUCAGCAAGGCGAAGAGCUGGUUCAAAUCCGGACGGGAGCAAUAG